Molecule: messenger RNA, 1233 nt
Organism: Melitaea cinxia (Glanville fritillary)
Lineage: Eukaryota; Metazoa; Arthropoda; Insecta; Lepidoptera; Nymphalidae
Exons: 2
Coding region: 148-732 (194 amino acids)
Source: RefSeq, a predicted model, not a curated record
AUACGUUUUUGGUUCAGUGUCAAUGCUACUCAGUAACAACAAAUAUAUUAAUUUCACACACUAUUGAUUUCAAUUGUAUAAAAGUUUAAGAAAAAAAAGUUUAGUUAAACUUAAGACUUUUACGGUACUGAUAUAUUUAUUUUUAACAUGGAAGAAAUAGUUGAAGAGGUAACCGAAUUGUACAAGCAAGGAGACUGGAAAACGAUAGUUAAAAAAUUCAGAACACAUCCAAACAGAAAUAAGGUGCUUUGGGUCUUUCCAACGGAAGAAAAUUUUAAAUUUAUCGGGAAUUGUAUGGUGAAAUUACACUGCGAAGCUAUAGUAAGUGUCGGUUGCGGUAGUGGUCUCCUCGAAUGGAUGAUCACGGAAGCUACUGGUUACCCUAUAUCAGGUAUAGAAGUUGACGGCGCUUGGUGGCAUUGUAAAUAUGCUCCUCCAACUUUCAUUCCUCUUCUUUUAACAAACCAAAAGUUGGAUAAAGAAAUAGUCACAUUGUUAGGAAAUUGUCAUCGAACUGCUCUACUGUUCUGUUAUUUUAAUAAUGGACCAGCAUUUAAAGAAUAUUUGGAUAAAUUUUCUGGCAAUGUACUAAUAAUAAUUGGACCAGGUGAUGGCAAAAGUGUUCACACAGAUCCAAGACCUUUUGGAGAUGUUCCUGACCAAUGGAUCUUACAUGAAUCGCAAGAAGUGGAAAGUACUAAAGAUUAUAUUGCUGUGUAUUAUAGGAAAUAAUCAUGAAACCAUCAGCAAGUGUUAUUUUGUGACUGUAUUUUUGAGAGUUAUAUCACGAUUUUGAUUUUACACGUUGUUAUAUUAAACGUCUCGCAGUAGAACAGCGUCGUGGAAUAUGCUCCAAACUUCUCUUAAAUGCACAAAUAGGCCUAUGCUCAGCAGAGGGAUAUCACAGGCUGAAUCGUAUAUGUCUGUGGAGAUUAUAAUAAAUAUAUAAUUGAGGCACUUAGAUGAUUUGUCCGAUUUAAAAUUAGACAAAAAAAGGCUACAGAAAUAGAUCGCUGAUUCACGUGAGACUUUUGAAAAUUAAAAAACCCAAUUGGUGAAUUUGAUGUAAUGCAGAAUAUAGGUUUUUUUCUAAUGUAAAAGUGGUCAAGGUGUGCAUUUAAAGUGAGCAAUGACAAUGACGCUUGCAUAAGUGCCAUAAAUUCGGGAAUAUAAAAUGACCAAAAACAAACAUGGAAAUGUUAAUGAGACAAAUAUAUUGUAACAAAUAAUAAA